Meloidogyne enterolobii is the source of this 710-nucleotide messenger RNA. The record is from the annotation of a GenBank genome assembly. NCBI's taxonomy places the organism in Eukaryota, Metazoa, Nematoda, Chromadorea, Rhabditida, Meloidogynidae.
AUGAGUACUAGACCACGUUCCUCCACUACAACUGAAGAAUAUCCCGCUGGCACCAGUUUCGCUCCUCGACCAAGAAAUUCUUCUCCAAGGCCCAGACUUUCUCUUACACCCAACACAACUUUAGAAAUUGAAACAACAAAAUUAGAACCAACAAAUGAUUCUUUUGCUAAUAUUGAAAAAAUAAAAGUUGUGUUACCCCCAAAGUGCAAAAAUUUAAAAUCUUCUCAAAGGCGAUAUUCAACUGGGCCGGAAGAAUUAAAUUGUCGAAGCCCUACAAUGGUAAAAACUCGACUUCGUUGUGAUUCUACUGCCGCCGCUUAUCAUUAUCAUCAACCUGGAGAGGAUAUAAUCGAAUCAAACCCUGAAUAUGCCCGUAAAGCACCUAAAAAGCCGGUAGUUCAUAGAAGACAAAGUCGGGGUGACGACUGGGAAAAUUUUCCUGAGGAAGAACAACAGCAAGGACAGUCCCUCGGUGAUACAGAAGAUGAGUCUGUUGCUACAGAAAACUUGGGUGGGGAUUUUUAAAUAAAAUUUAAUAAAAUUGCAACGAGAAUCAAUGAAAAUUACAUUCAAUUUUCUUUAUUUUUUCCUUUAUUUUUCCCUUUCUUUCCUCGUGUUAACAAGCAAAAUGCUACAUAUUAACGUGGCAUUUGCUGCCAACCGGUUAAAUCAAUAUAUAACAGUGAAUUUACAUAAAGCUUGCUUUAAGU